This is a messenger RNA of Onychostruthus taczanowskii (white-rumped snowfinch), 2600 nucleotides long. RefSeq names its product ADP ribosylation factor like GTPase 6 interacting protein 4 (gene ARL6IP4). The coding region runs from base 939 to 1712 and encodes 257 amino acids. The record is from RefSeq and is a predicted model, not a curated record. NCBI's taxonomy places the organism in Eukaryota, Metazoa, Chordata, Aves, Passeriformes, Passeridae. The transcript has 6 exons.
AACCCACCAGGAGCAACACUGAUCCCCCAGGGUGGCUGGGAGAUCUCCCCAGGCUUCCUGGGAGCACAAACUUCCCUUUCAAAGGUUUUGUGAACCUUAUGAAGCAGAGCCUGAGCUCUGGGAGCCACCUGCAGCACAGCAGAACUCCCCAGAGGAGGACUUGAUGCACAUUUAACUCCCUCUGCUUUAGUUACAUGAGCCAGUGAAAAUAUCAAAUAACUCUGCCAGCCUGGCUGCAGCAGACGGGGCCUGGGGCUGCUUAAUUUGGCACCAAGAUCCCCCAGGAGCUGAAGGAUUGGAAGGGUCGAGCGCUUUCCCCUCCUUCCUCCCAGCUGGCUGAAAGCACAUGACUCUUCCAUCUGCUAAACAAACUAAAGAAGCCAAAUACCUUCUGAUUUCUCCGUGGAAAAUUAACCCGAUUAUUGGAUAGAUGCUGCUGAAUUUAUGAGGGGCUUUUCCAUUCAGGUGUUCAGUGCAGUAAUCAGACUCGGUAAUUGUGGAGGGCUGAACGUGAGCAGCUCGCACAAAAGGUGUUCACUGAAGCUCUCCCAGCGGCCCCGCUGGAUUUUGGCUGGGGCUGCUGGAUUUUGGCUGGGGCUGCCUUUAGCACAGGGCGCCGAUGAGCUGCUCAUUAGCAAAGCUCAUCAAAAUUACACCGAGGGAAGGAAGCCGGCGGUUGUAUCUGAGCGGGGAGUCGCUGCCAAGAAACGCAGUCUCGAAGCCUUUACCCCGUUCACUGGCGAGCGUGAGCGCUCCCGAUCUGCUCGAAUUCACCCCAAAAACUGAGCUGCUGCCCGGGCUAGGCGGCCCCCGGAACCAAAGAGCGCGGCCCGGCUGCCGCCCGGCCCCGCGCGUGGCGGACGGAGGCGGGAGGCGGCCAGCGCGGCCCCGGCGGCGGGAGCCCCGCUCGGGGCGGCGGGACCCGGCCCGGAGCUGCCAUGGCCCGCAGCCGCUCUCAGAAGCGGUCGCGGAGCAGGAGCAAAAGCGACUCUCGGAGCAGGCAGGAGAGGAAGGAGAAGAAGAGGAGGAAGAGCAGCAAGGACUCGCAGCAGGGCAGCAGCUCUCCACUGAGGAAGAGGAUCUCUGGCUCUCACGGACACACCUCGAGCUUGGCAGCAGCCAGGGAAGAAAAGAAAAAGGAAGGAAAGGACAAAAAGAAGAGGAAGGCCAGUACCUCUUCUGGGACGUCUUCGUCCACCAGCUCUUCCUCAUCUUCCUCUUCCUCCAGCUCCUCUUCUGAUGACUCCAGUGACAGCGACUCCAAAGUGAAGAAGAGUCAAGACAGCAAAAAAAAGCGAGUGAAACAAAAAGACAAAAAGAAGAGGAAGAAGAAGAAGAAAAAAAUAAAGAAGAAAUCAAAGAAGAAGGCAAAGGAGAGGGCUAAGGAGGAGAAAGCCAAGGGAGAAGAGGUGCCCGGGCCCUCGCUGGAGCAGUGGCAGAAGGAGUCAGUGGUGGACUCUGGGCCAGUUCUGACAGAUGAACAGAAAUCCCGGAUCCAGGCCAUGAAGCCAAUGACAAAGGAGGAGUGGGACGCGAGGCAGAGCGUCAUAAGGAGAGUGGUGGAUCCCGAAACGGGGAGAACCAGGCUCAUUAAAGGGGACGGGAAAGUCCUGGAAGAAAUCGUCAGCAAGGAGAGACACAAGGAGAUUAACAAGCAAGCCACGCGUGGGGACGGGCUGGCCUUCCAGGUGAGGACGGGGAUGCUGCAGUGAGGGCAGGCACCAGCCAGCCCAGGAGCCCGUCCUGCUGCCCCUGCCAGCCCGGGGGGAGCCUCUGCCUCAGGACCUCGCAGACAGCACCGUGUCAAGAUGUUCCCCAGGGGCCCUUUCCAGCUGCUCUGUAAGUUACUGACCGGGAAGGAGAGCGACUUUAGUGGCUCAUCUCCCAGUAAACAGCUUCUCCCCUCCCUGUCCCAGCUCAGGCCAGUGUGGCUGUAAUGUACCUGAGCCAGUUGCCCUGAUGCUCCUCUGGAUGCUGGAGGAGCUCAGCAGCACCCAGGGGACAGGCUCGAGGGUGCUGAGCACCUCAGGGUGCUCUGGGCUUUGGGGGCAGGACAGGGUGUGUACCAAGGCCACAACACACAGCUGGCUGCCACUUCUUCCCCUCAGGGGCUGCCCAUGGCCCUUUCCCUGCUCACAGGCCCUUUGCACUCACUGAGCCUGCUCAGAGAGGAGUGGCUGUGGCUCUGCUCAGGCUGCAGCUCCUCUGCACCCCUGAGUUUCUCCCAGCCUUCCUGCAGCUUCACCUCCUCAGGUAGGGGAGCACUGACCUGGCACACUGCACUGGCAUCUGUGCAGGUGUGCUUUGUGCAGGGGUGGCUUUGCCUUGCUCUCUGCUCCUGCAUGCAACUCGUGUCCCUUCCCCACAGCACAGGCCCUGGGCAGCACUGUGGCUCUGGGCUUCUCAGGGCCCAGGGCUGCUUUGAAGCAAACACAGCAGCCUUUUCCCUUGCUGGGAAGUCCAUAAAUCUGCAAACUGUAAAAAAAAAACAAAAGGACAAAUGGGUUAAAGGACAAAUGAGUCCUGCAGGACUGAUCUCCACAGAGGGUUUCCUCAUUCUGUUCAUGGCUGUAACCCCAUUAAACUGGCACCUGCUCACA